This is a messenger RNA of Esox lucius (northern pike), 1469 nucleotides long. Its product is annotated as actin-related protein 2/3 complex subunit 5-like protein. The record is from RefSeq and is a predicted model, not a curated record. Lineage: Eukaryota; Metazoa; Chordata; Actinopteri; Esociformes; Esocidae. Bases 337 to 789 code for a protein of 150 amino acids. Gene Ontology annotation, cellular component: cytoplasm; Arp2/3 protein complex; actin cytoskeleton. Gene Ontology annotation, biological process: cell migration; regulation of actin filament polymerization; Arp2/3 complex-mediated actin nucleation. Gene Ontology annotation, molecular function: actin filament binding. The transcript is spliced from 4 exons.
UGAGUGCAAAGGUAAUUUGAAAACAACAACACAAUCGCGUGUCAAACUUGAGUUAGGCAGCUAGUUAGUAACUUAGUUAUUGGUUUGUAAAGUGUGAAACACUGGCAGUAGGAUAAUAGUAUCUAGACAAAUUAUAACCAAAGCACCGCAAGCUAAUCGUUAGCGUUUCACGUCUGCGUAGAGUGUGUUGCAUUGCUAGUUAAGCUAGCCGAAAGAGCGUCAGUACAGAGCAAGUAUCAUACGGGUCUUCGGUCGCAUCAACUCAACAGCGCUGUGGAGGACUAGCUCGAGCUUGCUGGCUUGCUAGCUACUGUUUCCUCCAGCGAAGUGGCUCCGAUGGCGAAGAACACUCUUUCGUCGCGAUUCAGGAAACUCGACAUAGAUGAAUUUGAUGAGAACAAAUUCGUUGAUGAUCACGAUGAAGCUGUCGAUAAUCAGGGACCGGACGGCGCAGAGAUAGACAAUCUCCUCAGGCAAGGGGACAUGAUGACAGCAUUUCACAUUGCUCUGCGGAACCCUCCUUUAAACACUAAGAAUCCGGCAAUAAAGGAAAGAGCUCAGGCAAUAGUGCUGAGGGUGUUGACAUCGUUCAAGUCCAGCGAUAUCGAGCCAGCCGUCAAGUCACUUGACAGAAGUGGGGUGGACCUGCUCAUGAAAUACAUCUAUAGAGGUUUCGAGAAGCCCUCUGACAAUAGCAGUGCCAUUCUCCUACAGUGGCACGAAAAGGCUUUCGCAGUCGGUGGCUUAGGGUCAAUUGUCCGUGUUCUGACGGCCCGAAAGACAGUUUAAACACGUGGAGCAUCUCCCGGAUGACCACUGGGAAGAGGAGUGUCUGCCUUCUGUGGAAGGGAAAGUAGCUUAUAUUUACCACAGUCCAUUUUUCCUGAAAACCCAUACACUACAUGAGUUAAACACAAAAAAGGGAACACUAUUUUCAGUUCCAAAAUAUGGGAUAGCAAACUGUUACUAAGGAAAAGAUGUUAUAUGUUCAUGUAUAGGAUUAUACUUUUUACCCCAAUCACCAGUUUGUUGUUCUCUAUUUCUCUAUUGCAUUUCUGUUCUUGUAAUAUGGAGAAACAGCAUUUGUUUCUUUUGGGGAUGGGGGCGGGGGAAGAAAGACAGCUGCCCCAAUAACAAGACAUGAUCACAGGAAGGCUGUGCCUCGAGUGUUACUUGGUACUGUACCUUUAUAACAGUGUGUGUGUGUGUGUGUGUGUGUGUGUGUGUGUGCGUGUGUCAAAUUGAGUAUGCUUGCAAGUGUAUGUCCAUGGCUCACGUCAGUGUUGAAUAUUUAGAUUUCUUUUCUUUUUUUUCAUUUUUGUACAGCCAGAGAAGUACAUUUAAUAUAAAGAGAUUGAGAUUCAUUGAAUUCAAUUAAUUGGUAUGUCGGGGGCGGGGCGGGAGAUAGUGAACAAUGGGGGAUUUCAUUGUAAAGUGCCUGCUGCAAUAAAACUCAUGGAUCAUCUUAA